Puma concolor (puma) is the source of this 1102-nucleotide messenger RNA. NCBI's taxonomy places the organism in Eukaryota, Metazoa, Chordata, Mammalia, Carnivora, Felidae. The record is from RefSeq and is a predicted model, not a curated record.
CGGAAUUCCGGGCCGGCUGCGGACAUGGCGGCCAGCCUGUGGAUGGGCGAUCAUCGCGUAGCCAAACCCGCGUGGGCUCUGGAACCCGGACUGAGGAGCCUGCUUGCUGGCUGGCCUGAAUCGCUCUGCUCUUGUAUUUACGCAGCUGGAGCCCUACAUGGAUGAGAAUUUCAUCUCCAGAGCCUUUGCCACCAUGGGGGAGACCGUAAUGAGCGUCAAAAUUAUCCGAAACCGCCUCACUGGAAUCCCAGCUGGCUACUGUUUUGUAGAAUUCGCAGAUUUGGCCACAGCCGAGAAGUGUUUGCAUAAAAUUAAUGGGAAACCCCUUCCCGGAGCCACACCUGCAAAACGUUUUAAACUGAACUAUGCCACUUAUGGGAAACAACCAGAUAACAGCCCUGAGUACUCCCUGUUUGUGGGGGACCUGACCCCAGACGUGGAUGACGGCAUGCUGUAUGAAUUCUUCGUCAAAGUCUACCCCUCCUGUCGGGGAGGCAAGGUGGUUUUGGACCAGACAGGCGUGUCUAAGGGCUAUGGUUUCGUGAAAUUCACAGAUGAACUGGAACAGAAGCGAGCUCUGACUGAGUGCCAGGGAGCAGUUGGCUUAGGGUCUAAACCAGUUCGGCUGAGUGUGGCAAUCCCCAAAGCGAGCCGCGUGAAACCAGUGGAAUAUAGUCAGAUGUAUAGUUACAGCUACAACCAGUAUUAUCAGCAGUACCAGAACUACUAUGCCCAGUGGGGCUAUGACCAGAACACAGGCAGCUACAGCUACAGCUACCCCCAGUAUGGCUACACACAGAGCACCAUGCAGACAUACGAAGAAGUCGGGGACGACGCACUGGAAGACCCCAUGCCGCAGUUGGAUGUGACGGAGGCCAACAAGGAGUUCAUGGAGCAGAGUGAGGAGCUGUAUGAUGCACUGAUGGACUGUCACUGGCAGCCCCUGGACACAGUCUCUUCAGAGAUCCCUGCCAUGAUGUAGUCAGGACAAAGGACAAACAAACGGACUGUGUGAUGGAGAUAAGAGACUCCUUUUUAACAAAAGUAUUGGAAGAACUUUUACCUUUUUGGAAACGUUUUGUAAGAUUUUAGUAACCAACUA